CAACCACAUAAAAAAACAAAAACAAAACAAAGGAACAAACCCGGUUUUGGAUCCGAGAGGCCAGAUUUAUGCUGCCCACUCAGACAGAAACACCAAGUACAUGCUCCCUGAGAACAUUUCGCACACAGAGCUCCAGUAGCAUAGUUCAGGCCAGACGGACGGUGCAGCAGCUGAGGAUAGAAGCCAGCAUCGAGAGGAUAAAGGUGUCCAAGGCUUCAUCGGAGCUGAUGCGCUACUGUGGAGAGCACGCCAAGAAUGACCCGCUGCUAAUGGGUAUCCCUGCUUCAGAAAACCCUUUCAAGGACAAGAAGCCUUGCACAGUUUUGUAGGGAAACACCUGAACUCUUGCUUUUGAUGCUAAAUCCUAUGUGUAAAAGCUCUGCUCACAACUUGCCUUAAGGCCAGUAUACCCCUUAACUUUUUCACAUGCCUGCUUGAGUUUGAUAAGGAAUGUAGUCCUCUCUGCCUUUUAGUCAAAUAGCUGUGACACCAAAGAACGGGCAGAAGGCUGAAGCCGUUGCCUCUGAUCAAAGCUGCGGCUCUAACAAAGAUGAUUAAAAGUGGUGGCUUUUGUUUGUCUGCACUGUAAUCUGACAGGAUCUGGAAGGCCACAGACCUCAGCCUGAAAGGAGCUGAGAGUUGGGAGAGUUGAUGACUGUAAUUAUGACAGCACGUAUAAACAAGCCCCCUUCAAGUCAUUGGUCUAAUCAGAUUUAGGCUUUGGGUUUUCACUUCUUGCUUUCAUCAGGAAACGGUUUGUAUUCUGUUCAGAAUGAGACUAUUAACAAGAUAAUGAUAUCCUGUCAGAUGAGUUAACUGUCCAAACUCUAAUGGACCUGCAUUUCUGGGAUAAACAGAAAGGGAGGUCCAUAACCACUGAUGUACUUUUUAUUGUCACGCAUUUCGACUCAGAAGAAAUGGUCUAAAAUCAUCAAAGGAGACCCAUUAUGAUAAUUUCCAGCUCCGCAUUUUAUCCUUAGACUCUACUACAGUAGUUUUAUAUGAUUU
Molecule: messenger RNA, 1008 nt
Organism: Pundamilia nyererei
Lineage: Eukaryota; Metazoa; Chordata; Actinopteri; Cichliformes; Cichlidae
Gene: gng12b
Product: guanine nucleotide binding protein (G protein), gamma 12b
Exons: 4
Coding region: 69-329 (86 amino acids)
Biological process (GO): G protein-coupled receptor signaling pathway
Cellular component (GO): heterotrimeric G-protein complex
Molecular function (GO): G-protein beta-subunit binding
Source: RefSeq, a predicted model, not a curated record